AUUACGUGAAAUCACGUGGAUUAUUUCUUCAGUAUUAAGACCCCCUAAAGAAUUGUACAAAAAAUAUAGUGAAAAGUUAUCAUUUUGUUAUGCACCAGGUCAUUCUCAAUUCCAAGAUGGUUACAUAGGAAUCAACGAAUCAUCUGUAUCUGGUAUUUUAGAACUUAACUUUCCAUCAGACGAUCCCGUACAUGACAAGCAAAUUGAUAUCACUCUAAAAGGGGUGGAAUAUGUUUUUUGGACAGAAAAUCAUGGAAAAAAUUCUAAAACUUAUAGACAUAAAGAAAUUUUAAUUUGUCAAGAUAUAUGCGUUUGGCGAAGCCAUGAUAAUACAUAUCAACAGAUUAACGAACUACAACUUCCUUUUCAAUUUGAAUUGCCUGAUAAUCUACCCUCUUCUGUAAAAUUUGCUAGAGAAGAAUCCAAAAUUUAUUACAGCUUGAAAGCAAGCAUGAAACAAGAAUCUAGUAUGUUGAAAUUUCGUGGUUCAACGAAAUUCAUUAAAAUACGUUGCCCAAUAACCAGAUAUUCUUUAUUUCCAACGAUUUCAAUUCCAACCCAAUUCUCAAAUUAUGAUGACCCUUCUGCUAUCUCUCGGGGAAUUGGAUAUUCUGUAUCAUUGGAGCAUAAUUGUAUUCCUCCACGAAAUGACACAAUACUUAAUUCCGUUAGACAUAGUAUCGAUAGGCAUCAUAUUAACGUUUCUCAUAAAUUUAGAUUCAAGAUCAAAUUUGGAGUUUUUGGAGGAAGCGAUAUUAUAUUGGAAAAGGAUAUUAAAAUUGAAGAUAUGAUCACACAAGAUUUAAUGUAA
Diversispora eburnea is the source of this 811-nucleotide messenger RNA. Lineage: Eukaryota; Fungi; Glomeromycota; Glomeromycetes; Diversisporales; Diversisporaceae. The record is from the annotation of a GenBank genome assembly.